AUGGCAGCACGCGUAUCGAAGAAUAACCGGGAGGUGUUGGAGACCGGCACUGGAGAACAGCCCGGAGCGAUAUGGAGUGGGGAUGCUGAUUCCUAUCUCCAGCUUCUGGCGUCACCCCUGCUGUCGCGAUCCCCAUCCCCGGUUCAGGAGGAUCCGGAGGAGGUGCCCGACAUGGAUCUGUCGGAGGAUGAGGCGGUGGCCGAGGGGCCAAUCACAUAUUUGUCCCUCUCAUCGGAGAGUGAGGAGGACAUCGGGGGUGAGACCGUCACCCCGGAGGUUUCCUCGGACGAGGACGAAGAAGGACAGAUCGCGAGGGCCAGGAUGGCAUACCGCAGCGGUAAGACGUCGGUGCCGCAGCCGCAGCCACAGCCGCCGCCACUGCCGCCGCCGGCGCAGCCGCAUCCACCUCCACGCACGCCGCCGCCACCGCGCACACCGACACCGCCACCCCAGGAUAAGGAGGGGCCCCGGUGCGAGCGGCAACAGUCCUGGGACGUGGAUCAGGCGCACGUCGCGCAGACGCUGCGCACGAUCGGCAUGGGCGGCCGCCGGUGGCACCAGCAGACGGUGACGUGGACGUGGCCCGCACCAGCGGAGGACACGCCGGAGGCCCGCGUGUGGGAAGAAGUGGGCGCGGUCUGUUGGAGGCCGGUCGAGCAACGAGCGCGCGACCAGCGAGUACUCGUCCGGACGGAGGACGAAAGCCCGGCGGAGAACCCGGAGAAGGGUCCGUGGGUGUGGCCCGCACCGCCACCACCAAAACUUGCGCGGCAAGAGUCGUGCCCCAAGGCUAGACAGCCGCCGCAGCGACCCUGCCUCCGCAGGCAGGAGUCAUUGAAUGAGAAGUCGUGGAGAGAGAUAGAACGCGCGGAGUGGUCACCAAAGGUGGUCGAGGAGGCCGAGACCCAGGCGGGCAGACGGCAUAAGGACCGCUGGGCCAAGCAGUUCAUGCUGGACGGCCAGCGGUUUCGACUAAAGGCGGCGGCGAAAUUAGGGUAUAUGUGCCCCAAUAAAAGAUACCUGGGUGUUAUGCUAGACCUCAGGCUAUUGUUUAAGAACCAUGCGGGAUACGCGGGCAAGAAGGCUGCAGUCACAGCUACUUCUUUGGCUAGACUCAUGCCGCAACCCGGCUAG
Drosophila teissieri is the source of this 1134-nucleotide messenger RNA. RefSeq names its product hepatoma-derived growth factor-related protein 2-like. The record is from RefSeq and is a predicted model, not a curated record. The coding region runs from base 1 to 1134 and encodes 377 amino acids. NCBI's taxonomy places the organism in Eukaryota, Metazoa, Arthropoda, Insecta, Diptera, Drosophilidae. The transcript is spliced from 3 exons.